Molecule: messenger RNA, 497 nt
Organism: Ictidomys tridecemlineatus (thirteen-lined ground squirrel)
Lineage: Eukaryota; Metazoa; Chordata; Mammalia; Rodentia; Sciuridae
Source: RefSeq, a predicted model, not a curated record
AUGACGCAGAACAAGGUGCACCAGGAGCCAGGCUUGUCUCCCCGGAUGUCCACUGUGAUCUCUAUUAGCAGGGAGGACAUCACACCUGACUAUGUCACCUGGUCCCUGUUCAACACGCUCUUCAUGAACUUCUGCUGCCUGGGCUUCAUAGCCUUCGCCUACUCCGUGAAGUCUAGGGACAGGAAGAUGGUAGGUGACAUAACUGGGGCCCAGGCCUUCGCCUCCACUGCCAAGUGCCUGAACAUCUGGGCCCUGAUCUUCAACAUCCUCCUGACGAUCGGCGCCAUCGUGAUUCUCAUCAUCUUCUCAGCAGCGGUUGUCCAGGCUGUUUCACAGAUGAUGAACCAUCCUGGGGGCUUCUAGUCUUGCCAUGUCCUGACCCCCUAGCUGGCCCUGCACCCGGGGCUGAGGCCCUGCCCCUGCACUCCACGCUUUCUGAAGCAUUUACACGCACCCAUCUGUCCACAGUGGGAUUCAAUAAAGUGUUUGUAUGCGGG